AUGUCCAGCUGCUGCCAGCCAUGCUGCCAGCCUUGCUGCCGCCCUUGCUGCGUGUCCAGCUGCUGCCAGCCAUGCUGCCAGCCAUGCUGCCGCCCUUGCUGCGUGUCCAGCUGCUGCCAGCCAUGCUGCCAGCCUUGCUGCCGCCCUUGCUGUCUGUCCAGCUGCUGCCAGCCUUGCUGCCAGCCAUGCUGCCGCCCUUGCUGCGUAUCCAGCUGCUGCCAGCCUUGCUGCCAGCCAUGCUGCCGCCCUUGCUGUGUGUCCAGCUGCUGCCAGCCAUGCUGCCGCCCAACCUGCUGUCAGACCACCUGCUGUAGGACCACCUGCUGCCAGCCUUGCUGCCGCCCUUGCUGUGUGUCCAGCUGCUGCCAGCCUUGCUGCCAGCCUUGCUGCCGCCCUUGCUGUGUGUCCAGCUGCUGCCAGCCUUGCUGCCAGCCAUGCUGCCGCCCUUGCUGUGUGAGCAGCUGCUGCCAGCCUUGCUGCCAGCCUUGCUGCCGCCCUUGCUGCGUGUCCAGCUGCUGCCAGCCUUGCUGCCGCCCUUGCUGCGUGUCCAGCUGCUGCCAGCCUUGCUGCCGCCCAACCUGCUGUCAGACCACCUGCUGUAGGACCACCUGCUGCCAGCCUUGCUGCCAGCCAUGCUGCCGCCCUUGCUGUGUGUCCAGCUGCUGCCAGCCUUGCUGCCGCCCUUGCUGUGUGUCCAGCUGCUGCCAGCCUUGCUGCCAGCCUUGCUGCCGCCCAUCGUGUUGUCAGACCACCUGCUGUAGAACCACCUGCUGUAGGACCACCUGCUGCCAGCCUUGCUGCCGCCCUUGCUGCUGCUGA
Messenger RNA from Phyllostomus hastatus (greater spear-nosed bat), 819 nucleotides. Its product is annotated as keratin-associated protein 9-1-like. Bases 1 to 819 code for a protein of 272 amino acids. Gene Ontology annotation, cellular component: keratin filament. NCBI's taxonomy places the organism in Eukaryota, Metazoa, Chordata, Mammalia, Chiroptera, Phyllostomidae. The record is from RefSeq and is a predicted model, not a curated record. The transcript has a single exon.